AUGAUGUGGGCGGGUACAGAACCGUCACCUUCCAAAUAUGAUCAAAAUUAUUUGAAUAUAAUGAAACAGAUUAUUGAAUUACUACAGUCAUAUGGAAUUUAUGUUUUAUUAGAUAUGCAUCAAGAUGUUUUAUCUAGUCGUGUAAAUGCAUACGAUGGAAUACCUGCCUGGUUGUUUGACCGUUUUCCACCGUCACAAUAUCCAUAUCCUUGGCCAUUAAAAUCGAACUCAUCAGCUUCGGGUGACAAUUGGUUUGUUGGUUAUAUCACUGAAGCUACUAGUCAUGGUUUUCAAUGUUUAUAUGACAAUGUUGGUGGAGCUGUGGACUCGAUGAGUAAUUUUUGGCAUUUGGUAGCAAGUACUUAUGGAUCUUAUUCAAAUGUUAUUGGUUAUGAAUUAAUUAAUGAACCAUGGGCAGGAAACUGGUUUAAAAAUCCUGCUUUGUUGUUACCAGGUAUAGCUGGUGCAAUAAAUUUACAACCGCUCUAUGAUCGAUUAAGUAAAGCAAUACGCUCCGUUGAUAAUGAUACAUUGAUAUUCUAUGAACCAGUUACGUGGGGUGUACGUCUCAAUGGAAAAUAUUUUGGUACCGGCUUUUCACAUGUUCCUGGUGGUGCUUCAUAUCAAAAUCAUAGUGUUUUAUCCUAUCACUAUUAUUGUAUUAUACUCUCAAUUAAACCCAUUCCUGGCAAUGAAACUAUUCCUGUAUUUGAUCGUGCUUUAUGUGAUGAAUUAGAAGGUCCGGCUAUAUUUCGCAGUGUUGAAAGAGAUCUAAACGAACUCGGUGGUUCUUCGUUUCUAACUGAAUUUGGAGGUUGUGAUGAUACUCCAACAUGUAUUGAACAAGUUCAAUACGGGCUCGAUAAGGCUGAUGAAUUUUUUCAAUCAUGGGCAUAUUGGGGAAGUUUGUUUCUAAAUGAAACAACAGGUAUUCUUGAUUUAUCUAACAUAAAAAUGUUAUCGCGUCCCUAUGCCAGAUCUGUUGGUGGUCAACCGAUAUCGUCACAAUUCACCGCACAACGUUUAUCCUAUUAUUUUGCCUAUACGAUUGAUUCAACACUUGGUAAACCAACAGAAAUCUAUGUACCCCCAUUAUCCUAUACAAACGGAUAUAAUGUAACUGUUAAUAAAAUUCUAACAUGGGUUAUUGAUCCAUUAAAUAAAAAUGUGAUUUUGGUUUUCUCAACAAGUUAUAUUCGGAGGAAUGAAAAUUUGAUUGGCAUUGUUCAAAUAAAUCCUUUGUCUUAA
Messenger RNA from Didymodactylos carnosus, 1248 nucleotides. Lineage: Eukaryota; Metazoa; Rotifera; Eurotatoria; Philodinida; Philodinidae. The record is from the annotation of a GenBank genome assembly.